Messenger RNA from Beta vulgaris subsp. vulgaris (sugar beet), 1991 nucleotides. RefSeq lists its product as hypothetical. Lineage: Eukaryota; Viridiplantae; Streptophyta; Magnoliopsida; Caryophyllales; Amaranthaceae. The coding region runs from base 79 to 1203 and encodes 374 amino acids. The transcript has 7 exons. The record is from RefSeq and is a predicted model, not a curated record.
GUUUGUCGAGUUGUAGACUCUCAGCAUCUCCUAGACCGACUGCACCCGGACCUGCUUAAUUGUCUCUACAUUCGUAUCAUGCUUUGCUCCACCAAAAUCAGGUGCCUACAUUUUAUCCUCCCCAAAUUCAAAUUUAAACUCAAAUCAUUUACAUCUUCUUCGACCUCUACUUCUUACCAUCAUCAUCAUCAUCAACAAUGGUCAGGCCUGCAGCUAUGGAGAGAAAGCCCAGUAAACCCGAACCGGGGCUGGGGCCCACAAGGCCCAGAACUUCCAUUGAAGCGUGACGAAGUCCAAAUUCCAAGUGGGCCUGGUUCAUCUUUAGCUGAACUUGGUGCUUUGGUCCUCUCCACCAGUGACCCCCUCGCAAAAUCCCAGCUUUCCCACUUUGCUUUUUCUAAAUGGAGCUCCGAGAAGCUGCCUAUUGGGCUUUUUGACCCGCCUUCUCGCCCCGCCCGCCCGAGUAAGCCCCAUCUGGUACCUCCUAAGGAUAUACCAUCUCCAAAGGACUCUGGGUUGCCUCUCAAUGCGUAUAUGCUUCAUAACCUAGCUCAUGUGGAGUUAAAUGCCAUUGAUUUGGCUUGGGAUACUGUUGUCCGCUUUUCUCCUUACCAGGAAAUUCUUGGAGAGGGAUUUUUCACUGAUUUUGCUCAUGUUGCUGAUGACGAGAGUCGACACUUUGCUUGGUGUUCUCAACGAUUAUCAGAACUUGGCUUCAGUUACGGAGAUAUGCCUGCUCAUAAUCUGCUCUGGAGGGAGUGCGAGAAGUCAUCUGGUGAUGUAGCUGCACGUUUGGCUGCAAUUCCACUUGUCCAGGAGGCCAGGGGACUCGAUGCAGGACCACGACUUGUGAAGAAGUUAAUUGGUUUUGGGGAUAAACGAACAUCUAGUAUAGUAGCUAGAAUCGCUGACGAAGAAGUUGCACAUGUUGCUGUUGGAGUGUACUGGUUCUUCUCAGUUUGUCAAAAGAUGGGACGAGUCCCUUGCUCCACUUUCAAAGACCUGUUGAAGGAAUAUGGUAUAGAAGUAAAAGGACCCUUCAAUUAUUCAGCUCGAGAUGAGGCUGGCCUGCCCCGCCAUUGGUAUGAUUCAUCAUCAACAGAUGAGCAGAGCAAAGAACAGCUAUCUGAGGUAUAUGAGAGGCUUGCGCAUAUUAUCACGAUGGAGAAUGAGAAUGCUAAUUCAAGCAGCCAUUCUGGAUGACUACUAAAUGCAAACUCCCAAACUGUACAAGAGAUGGUCCCUAUUUUUUUUAAAAAAAAAUUGAUAGGAAGAAUUCUUUUGGGCUGUUCUUCCACAUGCCUCCACCCAGAUGUCCAUUAUAAGCCAGACACCUCCAACCUCAUCCCCUUUUAAAUCUUAAGCAAAUGUUUUGGGGUAAAAAUUGAACCCUAAAUCUUGCUAGAAAAGAUGGAAAAGCUCACCACUUGAGCCAACCAUGGGGAAGUAUACUAAUUCUUCCAACCUUGUAAAAACAUUAUCACUUUCCUUUUCUGGGGUGGCAAAGUUUGGAGGGUUGGUGGAUGUAGGCGGCACAAGUGAACAAGUCGACGCCGGAAGUUUUCACAGCUAGAUAUCGUGAAGAAUUUUGUACUCAAGUGUAAAUUAUUGCCGGUCAUAUGGAACUUUCAUGCUCUGCUUCCUUGGACAUGACCUUUGAUGGUGUUUUUCUUUGCCAUUUUCUUUUUUAUAGGCACAUGGUGUACUGUGCACGUGCUGGGGUAAAGACUGCUCAUAGAAGCUAGUCUAUUAUGUUUUCAUCCAAUUUGAAAACGUGGAUACUACUCAUACUAGUUGUAUUACUUGUAUACGGAGUAAGUUCCAACCCAAACAUCAUCAGGAAACAUGGAUUGUCCGUUGUACUCCCUCCGUUCCAUAAUAUAGUGUCUAUCUCAUUUGGUGAUUCAAACAUUAAAAUUUUUGAACGGUCAAACUUUUAAAUCUUUGAUGAAUAUUUUCAUUUGUAUAUAUAUAAAAACAUAUUCAUGUGA